AUGGUGAUCGCCGACUCCGACUAUGAAGGCGCUGCUAUCCACUCCCUCGGUUCUCUCUUCAGUGUUACUGAAGUCUUUCUCUGGGAUGAUGGCUUCCAGGUUAAACCGUCGUCUGAAGCUCAUCACAACAAUCGCGAAUCAAAUCCAAUUCCUGAUCGGAGUAACAUUAUUAUAGUACCCGAAGAUUUGGAACUGAACAAACAAAUGAAUGAAUUGGGUCUCCCUCUCUCCUUUGAGACAAACAAGAAAUGUGGACUGGUAAAAAGCAAAAAGAAGCGUGUAGGAUCCAAGCAUCCCCGUACUUGUAACAACCCUAUUGAUGAAGCUCUAAAUGAAGUGAGCACAGAGGAAGUUAUAUCUCCUGCUAAAUUUCAUGCUAAAACUAACAGUUCUUUAUCUUGUAUAUCAAUGCUGGGCCAAAGUGAAAAAUCCUACUGUGAUGGUGAAGUGGAGGUUGACAUGGCCCAAUGUCUCUCUGAUGAAGGAGAUGAUGCAUCAUGCUGUGCUGGGUUAGCUAAUGGCAUUUCUAAGGAGGGAAAUAAUAAUAUAAAAGUUGCAGAAACUAAUGAUGUCCAGAAUAGUGACUUUGAUUUGAAAAUUGCAUGUGCCUUGGAUACAGGAGUCUCUGCCGGAAGCCAUUUGACGGAUGCUGGUGUCAAUUUUUGUGGGAUAGAAUUGGGCGAAGUUGACAAUGAAUGUUUAGAAAUUUCACCAAUUGUUUGCAAAACUGCAGAUUGUGAGACUGUUUUCAAUGAUGAUGGUGCUGCCACAUGGCAGCCACAAGCUAAUGAAUCAGAAUCACUUCCCAUGAGUUUGGAAUGGAAUGGAAGUGACAGAAAUGAUUGGUCAAAUGAUUGUGGUGAACUUGGAGAUUGGAUGGUGUUAUGGGAUACUUUCUAUAAGCAAAGAUACUUUUAUAAUGUCAAAACAGACAUUUCUACAUGGGACCCACCCCUAGGGAUGGAGCAUCUAGCAUUUGGUGAGUGUACUGAAUUAGAUGAUAGUGAAGCUUUAAAGUCAGCAGAGGAAUGUGAAACACAAAGCAGCAUUAAAGCAACUAAAGAAACCAUGGUGGAAGAAAACUUAUUAGGAAUGCAACAUGAAGAGUAUUCAGCUGAGAUUGGAGUUGCUGCUGGAAAUUUGGUCUCUGACAUUGCUACCAAUAGUGAAGGCCAAUGUCUUCAUCAUUCAGAUGAGAAUCUUGAGAGAAGUAGUUGCAACGACGGAGUUUCAUGCUGCUCAGUACCGAAUACCUUGGAUCAUGUCAUUAGCUCAAAUGAUCGUUGCAGUCAAGCAACAUCAGAGGUCGACCACACACCAAUGGAAAACAUGGUAAUCGAUACGCCUGGAUUGGAUAGUAAAUCUGAUCCUUUCAUGUCAAAACAGAAAAAGAAAGUGAACAGAAAACCCAGGCAGAAGAAAUUCGAUUAUGAAACUGAAGAUCUCCAACUUCAAAAAAUGCCCGAAGCUUAUUCUGCAAUCAUUGAAAAAUAUUGGUGUCAGAGGUAUAUUUUAUUCUCUAGAUUUGAUGAUGGUGUAAAAAUGGAUGAGGAAGGAUGGUUUUCUGUCACUCCUGAGGUUAUUGCUCAUUAUCAAGCAUCCCGUUGUGCAGGCGGCACAGUAAUUGACUGUUUCACCGGCGUUGGUGGGAAUGCUAUCCAAUUUGCACAACGGUGCAGAACUGUGAUUGCAAUCGAUAUUGAUCCAUUGAAGAUUGAUUAUGCUAGGCAUAAUGCUUCUAUUUAUAGGGUGGAUGAUCAAAUUGACUUCAUAAUGGGUGAUUUCUUCCUCUUGGCACCAAAGUUAAAGGCAGACACCGUUUUCCUAUCUCCACCUUGGGGAGGACCUGAUUAUGCUAAGGUUUUGACCUAUGAUAUGAAGACAAUGCUUAGACCGUGUGAUGGAUAUACCUUGUUUAAUGCUGCUAAAGAGAUUGCUUCCAGAGUUAUCAUGUUCCUUCCAAAAAAUGUUGAUUUCAACCAAUUGGCAGAGUUAUCUCUAUCUGCCUGUCCGCCAUGGUCGCUAGAGGUGGAGAAAGUUCAUUUAAAUGGAAAAUUGAAAGCAGUCACAGCUUAUUUCUGCCGUGCACCAGUUGGAGGGGACUGA
This is a messenger RNA of Lathyrus sativus (Indian pea), 2106 nucleotides long. The record is from the annotation of a GenBank genome assembly. Lineage: Eukaryota; Viridiplantae; Streptophyta; Magnoliopsida; Fabales; Fabaceae.